GGACUUCCGGCGGGCCGGUAUUUUCUUUCCGGUGGUUGGUCCUGGGCGGCCCCUUCCCGACUGGGCCCCGUGCCCCCCGCCCCUGCGGCCCCCCGCCGCCGGGCCAGCCGCCACCAUGAAGAAAUUCUUUCAGGAGUUCAAGGCCGACAUCAAGUUCAAGAGCGCGGGACCCGGUCAGAAGCUCACGGACUCCGUGGGGGAAAAGGCCCUCAAAGAGAAACCCACCCAGCCAGCCCCCAGGCAGCCCCGCCAGGGACCCACCAAUGAGGCACAGAUGGCAGCCGCUGCCGCCCUGGCCCGGCUGGAGCAGAAGCAGUCCCGGCCCUGGGGCCCCACAUCACAAGACACCAUCCGAAACCAGGUGAGAAAGGAACUUCAAGCCGAAGCCACCGUCAGCGGGAGUCUGGAGGCCCCAGGGACCAACAUGGUAUCUCAGCCCAGAGAGGAAGGCUCUGCCCACCUGGCCGUGCCCGGCGUCUACUUCACCUGUCCGCUCACCGGGGCCACCCUGAGGAAGGACCAGCGGGACACCUGCAUCAAGGAGGCCAUUCUGUCACGCUUCUCCACUGACCCAGUGGCCGCCUCCAUCAUGAAGAUCCACACGUUCAACAAAGACCGGGACCGGGUGAAGCUGGGCGUGGACACCAUCGCCAAGUACCUGGACAACAUCCACCUGCACCCCGAGGAGGAGAAGUACCGGAAGAUCAAGCUGCAGAACAAAGUGUUCCAGGAGCGCAUUAACUGCCUGGAAGGGACCCACGAGUUUUUUGAGGCCAUUGGGUUCCAGAAGGUGAUGCUUCCCGUCCCAGAUCAGGAUGACCCUGAGGAGUUCUAUGUGCUGAGUGACGCCACCCUGGCCCAGACCCAGAGCCUGGAGAGGCACAAGGAGCAGCUGCUGGCCGCAGAGCCUGUGCGUGCCAAGCUGGACCGGCAGCGCCGGGUCUUCCAGCCCUCGCCCCUGGCCUCGCAGUUUGACUUGCCUGGGGAUUUCUUCAACCUCACGGCUGAGGAGAUCAAGCGGGAGCAGAGGCUCAGGUCUGAUGCGGUGGAGCGGCUGAGCGUGCUGCGGACCAAGGCCAUGCGGGAGAAGGAGGAGCAGCGGGGGCUGCGGAAGUACACCUACACGCUGCUGCGCGUGCGCCUCCCCGAUGGCUGCCUCCUGCAGGGGACCUUCUACGCCCGGGAGCGGCUGGAGGCAGUGUACGGUUUCGUCCGGGAGGCCCUGCAGCAUGACUGGCUGCCUUUUGAGCUGCUGGCCUCUGGAGGGCAGAAGCUGUCAGAGGACGAGAAUCCGGCCUUGAACGAGUGCGGGCUGGUGCCCUCUGCCCUCCUGACCUUCUCGUGGGACUUGGCCGUGCUGGAGGACAUCAAGGCCGCCGGGGCCGAGCCAGACUCCAUCCUGAAACCUGACCUCCUGUCAGCUAUCGAGAAGCUCUCGUGAAAUAAAAGCAGGGUUGGCCUCAGCCCUGUGGGUCUGUCUCAUGCUCUCCCUGUCCCUGUCCCUACCGCCCCAGGGCCUCCAAGCCACCUCUGGAAAGACUUGCUCUUCCCCAUGGGCAAGGGAAAGGUGUCGGCCGGCUGUGGAGCCAUGGAACCAGGCCCCAUGGCAGAGCCUCCCAGCCCCCAAGGGAGAGGCCUGGGGACACCACCAAAUCGAAGCCCUCCCUAGCUGCAGUAACUGUGUCCUGAAGCCCCUGGGCAGACAUACGAGCAUCUCCCUGGACAGUAGAGCAGGUCCAUGGCAUAGGUCCUGUUCCCGUGUGCCAUGGGUGGCAGCAGCUGCACCCGACGCUGGGGCUGGUCUGUGGAUGUGGGUGACGACAGCAGGAGGGGACACUGGCCUUCCAGCACAGACCUGCAGUUACUAAAUUAUGAACCCAAAUAAACAGGGUGUUUGAAUAUGG
Messenger RNA from Cebus imitator (Panamanian white-faced capuchin), 1904 nucleotides. It is a transcript of the gene UBXN6, whose product is annotated as UBX domain protein 6. The record is from RefSeq and is a predicted model, not a curated record. Gene Ontology annotation, cellular component: cytoplasm. Bases 116 to 1441 code for a protein of 441 amino acids. NCBI's taxonomy places the organism in Eukaryota, Metazoa, Chordata, Mammalia, Primates, Cebidae. The transcript is spliced from 11 exons. Gene Ontology annotation, molecular function: protein binding.